Messenger RNA from Jatropha curcas, 1297 nucleotides. RefSeq names its product E3 ubiquitin-protein ligase APD2. NCBI's taxonomy places the organism in Eukaryota, Viridiplantae, Streptophyta, Magnoliopsida, Malpighiales, Euphorbiaceae. Gene Ontology annotation, biological process: protein ubiquitination; cell cycle. Gene Ontology annotation, molecular function: ubiquitin protein ligase activity. The record is from RefSeq and is a predicted model, not a curated record.
UUCCCAACCAAAUCAUCAAAACAGAGUAGUUGAUGAGUACAGUCCUAAAGAGAGACUAACACCUACCUUUCCUUUACUAUGACAAGAGGUCUCUCGCUAUAUAUGCUUCCAAAAUUGCAAUUCUUGUGUUUAUUUUGUGCCUGUAAUUUUCGUUUUCUUGAAUGAAUAUUAGUAACUAUUAACAAUGGCAUUGUCAUUUCCUCUUGAGAUGCCUGUGAGUGUCUAGUCAUGGAAGAAGAUGGAGUUGAGCCUGCAAGAUUCAUUUCAGGGGCUCCAGAGAUAUAAGAAAACAAUACCAAGAAGACGUUGAGGGGACAAAGCAGCAACAAUGUGCACUAUGCAAGAUUUACCCACUACAAAUCCAGAUGAGUGGUGUGCAGCAUUUACUUUUUUCGCUCGUUUCUCUGCUUAUGUUGGAAUUUUAGCUUUGAUGGUGCUUGUAAUUUUCCUAAUUAUGAAAUAUAUUAUGGAUAUUGGAGAUGAUACUAACCCUUUACUACCGGAAAAGGCAAUGACGUUUAGGUAUGGAACAUGCGAUAGAGAUUUUGAGCCUGGAAAUGGCAGUGGUAGUAGCAGCAGUAAUAAUUCCUCAACGGAAUUGUACGACGGAAAAAUAUGUAUAAUAUGCUAUGAUGAGGAACGAAAUUGUUUCUUUGUUCCGUGUGGUCAUUGUGCUACUUGCUACAUUUGUGCUAAGACAAUUUUUAGCGGGGAAAAUAAGGUUUGUCCUAUUUGCCGGAGAUUCAUUAGCAAAGUACGAAAGCUCUUUGCUUCAUAGAAUUAAUAAAUUCUAUGGACAUUUAUGCAAAGGAGAGUAGCUGAUCAAUGAGCACCGGCAUCGUUAGACUGUGUUUAUGAAUAGCCAUCACUGCUAUUUUUAUGCUCGUCAUUUUCACCUCCAUAUUCAUGGUUCGUACUGCUCUUAUCGGUCAUAGCUCUAUUCGACUUUUAAAGAGCUUUCUUGGUAUUUUUUUUGGAUAUUUUCUUUUUUUUUUUUUGUUUUAAGUAUUGAUUUUUGAAUAGGGAUAAAUGAUUAAAAAGAUUGGAUGAGGUUGCAAUUGUAGUCUAGCUAACAUUUAACAUGAUUAGUAGUUAAAAUCCCAAGAAUGCAAUAAUGCAACUUAUGUUGGGAAAAUAAUAUAACUAUGAAAUUGAAGUGAAGGGGGUUUUAUUGCUUCCAUUGAACAGUAAAUAAUGAGAAAGAGACAGGACACUUGUGGUCCUAAAAACUUUAUUAUUACAAAACAUUCAGGACGUAGUAAUUAAAGUCUGUGCUAUGAGACACUCAGAGAAUUUG